Solanum dulcamara is the source of this 1710-nucleotide messenger RNA. RefSeq lists its product as uncharacterized. The transcript has a single exon. NCBI's taxonomy places the organism in Eukaryota, Viridiplantae, Streptophyta, Magnoliopsida, Solanales, Solanaceae. The coding region runs from base 301 to 1389 and encodes 362 amino acids. The record is from RefSeq and is a predicted model, not a curated record.
GACCAAUUCUCCUUUUUUGGACUAUUUGUAUGACUGACCAAAUAGACGUGAAUAUAAGUUGGAAAAGUAAUCAAAAAAACAGUCUUCUCCAACCCCAGCUGCUCCUUAUAGACUAUGACUAUCAUAAACCCCCAAAAAUACCUUCAUUUUCAACAUAUUGUCCCCACCCAGCUCUCCUAAGUUGGAGCCUUCUGCCAUGGUUAUUAAACUUUAACAUUAAGUUUCCCCUCUUCCUAACAUAUAGUAUCUUCAACCCCUUUCUUCCUUCUUUCACCACAAUAUCAGCUUUUCUCUUCAUCCAUGGACUCUCAUCAAAUUGUUGCCAAGUCCAAACACCGCCACUAUUACUCUGCUUUCCCUUCUUGUUUUCGACGCCCUAUUGAAGUGGCUGCGGCCGCCACCGCUCGUCCUCUUGCUCUGCCGCAGCCACCAGUUGCUGCCAAUCCCAACCUUGCCACCUCCCUCUACAUCACCCACCCUGGCCUCUUUGCUCUCACUUGGUCCCGCAACCUCUUCGGCAGAUCUUUUCACAUCCAUUUCCUCCUCAACGAAUCUGAUGGGGUUGUUCAUGACUGCAAUACUAUGAUCUCUUCUCCUCAUCUAUCCCCUUCUUUCCAUCUUCACAUCAAGCCCUUUGUUUUCUGGAAGAAACAGGGCUCCAAGAAGCUCGAUAACAAUGUUCACAUCUUUUGGGAUCUUUCCAAAGCGAAAUUCGGAUCUGGUCCUGAACCUCGAUCUGGAUUCUACAUCGCCGCUAUCGUUAAAGGCGAAAUGGUUCUUCUCGUCGGUGAUUUACCAAAAGAAGCUUAUGCAAGAACCCGAGUUCGAAAGCCAGAGAAGAAUAGGAAUCCGACUCCAAACAUGGUGGUGAGGAGGGAACAUGUCUGUGGGAACAAACUGUACAUAACAAAAGCAAACUUUGGUGGAAAAGAGAGAGAAAUCUCAAUUGAUUGCAGGAUUGGGGAAGAUCCAAGGUUGUAUUUCAGCGUGGACAACCAAAGGGUGUUGCAGAUUAAGCACUUGAAAUGGAAAUUCAGAGGAAACGAGAGGAUUGAAGUAGAUGGGGUUCCAGUACUGGUCUCAUGGGAUGUCUAUAAUUGGUUGUUUGAUGAUGACGAAGAUGGCUAUGCUCUUUUCAUGUUCAAAUUUGAGAAAUCAAGUUUGGAUGAGCAAUUCAAUAAUGGAAUUCAGAUGUGGUCCCAGCAAUCUUGUGGAUUUGGGUUCGAGACGAAGAUGAUGAAGAAAGGCGUAUUGAGAAGUUCAUCUUCUUCAUCUUUAUCUUCAGCAUCUUCAAGUUGUAGCUCUGUAAUGGAGUGGGCUAGCACGGAAGAAAAUGAAUUGAAGGAUCCUUCUGGAUUUUCUUUACUGGUUUAUGCUUGGAAGACCUGAAUUUCAUUAAAAGCUUCAAUGAUUGGUACUGAUCUACUAACUUAUGUGUUUUCUUUGAAAUUUAACUAACCCCAUUAAUCAUGUAAAAUAUGCUGUAGCAGAAUAAACCAGGAAAUUAAUAGGUGUAUGUAUAGCAUAGAAUUUAUCCAUCUCUGUCUAGCUGCUACUAACAUUGAAUGCAACUGAAGAAUGUGCUACUAGUAACCAGCUACACUAUUCUAUUUUUGUUUUUCUUUCUCUUAUUGUUUUUGAGUGAAUGGUGAGUUUUUAAUUAAUUAGAGUGGAUCUAUUGUAAUAACGCUUUUUGAGAAAAAAUAUAAA